Messenger RNA from Botrytis cinerea B05.10, 1243 nucleotides. RefSeq lists its product as hypothetical. Bases 359 to 1183 code for a protein of 274 amino acids. The record is from RefSeq and is a predicted model, not a curated record. Gene Ontology annotation, molecular function: protein binding. NCBI's taxonomy places the organism in Eukaryota, Fungi, Ascomycota, Leotiomycetes, Helotiales, Sclerotiniaceae. The transcript has 3 exons.
UAGUAGCAUUUUCUGACACUAUGUGUAUUAGAAAUUGUACUGUGUGCGUUGAGCAAACAUGUCAGAGAUAAUAAUACCGUCGCUGAAAUAACCUACAGCCAUGCCAGGCCGUACGACUUGAACGGGUCCGCACUGUUUCUUCUAAAAUAGUAUAUAAGUAUCUUUUGUGAUCAUCUCGGCACCCAUCUUCUUGAACAUCUAACAAUCUUGACUUACAAGAAGCAGAACAAUAAUUGAAACCUCCACCUCAUCUUGUUCGAUACAACAACUUCAUACUUUACCAGGCCUUCAUAUACUUUUAAAGUAUCAUCUUCACUUCGACUCACCUUCUACUUAAAGUUUUCCUUCAAGAAUCAUAAUGGACUCACCCAACCCAAUUAAGUUGGAGCCAGAGGAGGUGAAACAAGAGGAGACGGAACCGGCAACCAAGAAAGUCAUGAGUAAUGGGUACUGGAUAGACAAAAUUGGUACCAGAGUUGUGCGCCUUGAAGUCGGCACAGGCUUCGAUAGAGCAGUCUUCAAUAUCCACAAGACUAUUCUUUGCGAGAAAAUCGCAUUCUUCGAUAAAUUGUUCAACGGCAACUUUUUGGAGAGCAUAACUCACAGUGCAAAGAUGCCAGAGGAUAAUAUCGAAGCCUUCAAGCUUAUGCUUGGCUGGGUAUAUCGUGGAGUCAUUGAGCCAGGAGUUAAUCUUACCUUUGACGACGAUAAAACCACCAAGACACCACUCUUGGAGCUGCUCAUACUCGCAGAGAAGUAUGACAUCACCCCACUUGUUGAUGCCACGAUGGACUACCUGAUCAAUGUCCUCCGAGAGAAGAGAAUGGUUGUUGGCCAGUCCCUGUGGGUGUACGUAUAUGAGAACACACGCCAAACGUCGAAGCUUCGAUUAUUCUUCACAAGAAUAGCCAUCUACGCGAUGCGCUUCAAGGAUGGAGAAUUUGCGGGCGAUCCUAAAUUCUGGACGGUAACGGAGAUACACUCCAUUCUGUCAAAGAAUUCAGAGAUCCUCAUGGAUUAUCUGACUUUAACCCAAGGGGUCAAGCUACAACAGAAUCCACUACUAGUACCACCGUGUGAUUACCAUCGACACGGAGCGGACGAGAAAUGCCCGUACGAGCCAGAGCCGGCUACCAACAAUACAACUGAAGAUUGGACGAAGCCAAGCGAUAUGGAUGGCUGAUGAUACGCAUUUGAAUCCAGGUACAUACAUAUACUGUACUCCAAGCAAUUUGAGAUUGCA